UGAGUGAACAGAAAUAGCCUGGACAAUAACAGCACUUGGAGCAGAGAAGAGAGACAGGUAAGCUGCCCAGGUUCAACACUGUAAAACUGACUUUGACUAUACUGUAUCUACCUUUUGCUUUAUUCAGGAACCAAAAGACAGAGUUAAAGAUUGUGUAUUACAAAUGUUCCCCAGCAAAAACUCUUCAGGUUUUAGAGACAUUUCAUAUAAUCAUUCUUCUUCAAAAUUUAAAAAUCAUCAAGCUUCAGGGUGAAGCACUGGACCUGUUACAGAGGUCUAGAGGGAGGAAACUAAAGAGUAGAAGGAACAGCAGGAGGAUUAAGAGAACAAUCAAGGUAGCCAUGAGGACGGCAAGGCGAGCUAGCACCGUGGAGGUUCCCUCCUUCCUGCGACAGCUGGUGAGGGAGACUGAAAAGAUGGUCACUUUCUUUUUCAAGGGAGGCCAGGUGGAACAACAAGCAGAAGACGAUUCAGACUCUGAAGAUGAUAAUGAUGAUGUGGAGGAGAUACCCAGCCCUUAUCUGGAGAGGCCAGUGCUACAGAAACAUACUGCUGAGGGUGAGUCUAAGUGGGGCGUUAGCUAUGCCCUAGCUAGCAUGCAGGGAUGGCGUGCACAAAUGGAGGAUGCCCACACAUGCAUGCCUGAGAUGACUGAGGGCUUGCUGGAUUGGAGUUACUUCGCUGUGUUUGAUGGGCACGCUGGAAACACUGUGGCUCAGUAUUGCUCUACACAUCUGCUUGAUCACAUCCUUGCGACAGGUGGCAUAGCUGCAGAGGAAAAUGUGGAGCAAGUGAAAGACAGCAUCCGAGAUGGGUUCCUAGGCAUUGACCGCCACAUGUAUCAACUUGCCCGCACCAGUGGCUGGGACCGCAGUGGCUCCACGGCAGCAGCCGUCAUGAUCUCUCCAAGAAACAUUUACUUUAUCAAUUGUGGUGACUCCCGUACCUUUCUGUGUCGCAAUGGCCAGGUGGUCUUCUACACGGAGGACCACAAGCCCUGUAACCCACGGGAGAAGGAACGCAUACAGAAUGCAGGGGGCUCAGUCACGCUGCAGAGAGUCAACGGCUCCCUGGCUGUGUCCCGCGCCCUAGGAGAUUUCACCUUUAAGGAAGUGGAAUGGAGGACACAGACAGAGCAGCUGGUGUCCCCCGAACCUGAGGUCUAUGAUCUGGAGCGCUCCCCUAGCGAUGAAUUCCUAGUGGUGGCUUGUGAUGGAGUUUGGGAUGCCAUCAGUAAUGAAGAGCUGUGUGCUUUUGUGCACAACCGGCUUUCAGUCUGUGAUGAUUUGAGGGAAGUCUGUUCACAGGUCAUUGACCUCUGCCUCUAUAAGGGAAGUUUGGACAACAUGAGCAUCAUCAUCAUCUGCUUCAGUGGCUCACCUCAAGUGACACGUGAAGCACUGCAACGGGAAGCAGAGCUGGAACAACUCGUAGAUUGUAAAGUAAAAGAAAUCAUUGAAGUGAUCAGGAGUCAAAAUGAGGAGCCUGAUCUGCUUCAUCUGAUGAAGUUUCUGGCAACUGAAAACAUCCCUGGACUUCCACCGGGAGGCGGCAUCACAAGCAAGAGAGACUGCAUAAUUGCUGCAUACCAGAAAUAUUCAGCAGCUUUCAGGACUGUUCAGGACCGAGCGGAUAUUGGUGGCUCAGAGGAUUCUAACUAAUGGUGGUUGCCUUGGAAACUACAUCAAAAGCCUCACAUAGCAACAGACUCUAUCAUGAAAAACAUGACAGAUGAACUUUAAUAUGAUAAAAAGAUACAAAAAAAAGUUAAAAAAUAAAUAAAUAAUAGCAGGGAAUUUAAAAUGCAUCCAGGCCCAUUAACUGCAAAUAUGUCUAUCAGCAGGGAAAUAGGCAUUUCAGCUGUCACUCUUUCACUCUAGUGACUGUAAAUCCCUGAUUAUGCAGAUUAUUCUUGUAUAUACAGCAGACAGUGAGCAGAAUCUACAUAAUGUAGAUAUUACUAUACAUUCUCCAAUAAAGUAUAAACAUUCAUAUGGAGGAAGUUUUCAGGCAUUCUGCUUUAAUAUGGGCCAGCAAAGAUACUCUAGGUUCUAAAAUUUUACUAUAUAAUAAAUUGAGAUUUUGGAAAAUGAGUUAAUGUUUGAAUGUGUAACAUUUCUCCGGCGGAGAAAGUACUGAGAAUGACUACAGUAACAUUCAUAUCGACAUGAUAAGCAUAAGGACAGAGACAGAGACAAUGACUCACACCCAAGAGAACUAAACUAUAUAUAUAUAUAUGAUAAAUGAAUGAACUGAUAUGAUAUAAGAUUAAUUAAUGAAUUAAGGAUCACAAACUUUAUUAUUUUAAGAGUAUAUAAUUUUUAUCCCUACCCUAAUAUAUAUUUCAUAUAUAAUAUACGUUUUAAAAUAACAUGUAUAUGUAUAGGAUUUGUUAGCUAUCAUUAUGCACUUGACAUGUUUUUGUCAUGUUUUUUGUACAGUAUAUUAAUUGCAGAUUUAACAUUUAA
Molecule: messenger RNA, 2468 nt
Organism: Tachysurus vachellii
Lineage: Eukaryota; Metazoa; Chordata; Actinopteri; Siluriformes; Bagridae
Gene: ppm1na
Product: protein phosphatase, Mg2+/Mn2+ dependent, 1Na (putative)
Exons: 6
Coding region: 342-1661 (439 amino acids)
Biological process (GO): protein dephosphorylation; positive regulation of canonical Wnt signaling pathway; positive regulation of canonical NF-kappaB signal transduction
Cellular component (GO): cytosol; nucleus
Molecular function (GO): manganese ion binding; magnesium ion binding; protein serine/threonine phosphatase activity
Source: RefSeq, a predicted model, not a curated record